AUGAACUUCAACGAUUUUCCAUACAGUCUCGGAAUUGCGAUCAAAACCGUGAUGAUGUCCUUCGGAUGGAAGCAGUUCGCGUUUGUCUACUCCAAUCAAGACGAUGCUCAGAAGUGUUCCAUUAUGAAGAAUGAUAUGCAGAUAAGUUUUUGA
Molecule: messenger RNA, 153 nt
Organism: Angiostrongylus costaricensis
Lineage: Eukaryota; Metazoa; Nematoda; Chromadorea; Rhabditida; Metastrongylidae
Source: the annotation of a GenBank genome assembly